AUGGCUGUUCAUGUAUGGGGACUCGUCGCCAUUAUUGUGUUCUACUUGCUUAUUUUUAUCCUUGGUAUCUGGGCGGCGAGGAAAAAUAAAAAGAAGGGGAAGGAGGCGACGAGUGAGGAUAUCUUGCUAGCAGGGAGAAAUAUUGGGACGUAUCUAGGGAUAUUUACUUUGACAGCCACGUGGGUAGAUGGCUCUCUGAUCAGCGGGGUUGCUGAGGGUAUCUACACUUCUGGUUUGUCCGCGCUCAGUAUGCCGCUCGGGUACUGUGCAACUUCAUUCUUCUUUGUCAAAAAGAUGCGUGAAAGCAAUUAUAUCACAAUGCUGGACCCCUUCGACCGGAAGUUUGGAAAAAUCAUGACAGGGUUCCUGUUCUUGCCGGCUUUGACAGGCGACAUAUUUUGGUUCGCUGCCACAUUGUCUUCAUUAGAAUUUCACAUUUUGAAAAAGAGGUACAUUGUGGUGUCCAUCGAUUUAGGUACAACUUUAACAGUGGUUGUCGGCCUGGACCACUGGAUCACCAUCACGGUGUCGGCAGCUGUGGCCUUGAUAUACACGUUGUUUGGAGGACUCUACUCGGUCUCCUACACUGACGUCAUGCAGAUGUUGUUCAUCUUUUUAGGUCUGAGGUACAUAGUGGUGUUCGUCGAAUUAGGUACAACUUUGACAGUAGUGGUAGGACUAGAUCACUGGAUCGCCAUCACGGUGUCGACAGCUGUGGCCCUGAUAUACACGUUGUUUGGAGGCCUCUACUCAGUCUCCUACACUGACGUCAUGCAGAUAGCAUUUAUCUUUGUAGCCUUGUGGUUGACUAUUCCAUUUGCUUUGUCCAACCCCUUGAUGACGUCACUAUCAGAGACGUCAAAAAAGUGGCUAGGGACGGUCCCCGGCCGUGACGUCAGCACCUAUAUAGACGUACUGCUACAACUGACACUGGGAGGAAUACCUUGGCAGGCUGUGUGGCAGCGCGUCCUGGCGAUGAAAUCGGCGAGGUUGGCGCAGUGGAUGUUGUACGGAGGCGCCGUAGGUGCUGUGGUCUGCAUGAUCCCACCUCUGCUCAUAGGGAUGGUGGCAGUAUCAGUUGAUUGGAAUGCCACAGCCUACGACGGAGAACUUCCGUUUCCGGCAGAUGAUCUUAAACUGAUUGCACCGCUUGUCUUGCAAUACGUGUGUCCAUUCGUAGUUUCUCUGAUUGGUCUUGGCGCCAUUUCCGCUGCAGUGAUGUCGUCUACGGACUCCAUCUUGCUUUCCUCGAGCUCAAUGUUUGCUAACAACAUCUAUAAACCUGCUAGACAAGGAAAGGCUAGUGAACGUGAGAUUAUCUGGGCCAUGCGAAUAUUUAUGAUCCUCAUGGCCAUUCUGACCACGGUGUUGGCCAUCGAGAUCACCAGCAUCUUCAAUCUGGCCCUUUUGUGCUCCGAUCUGGUCUACGUCAUCCUGUUCCCUCAGCUGACCUCGGUCUUGUAUGUAGACGGUGCAAACAUCUAUGGAUCAAUUGCUGGGUAUGUAGUGGGACUGAUUAUCCGGGUACUUAGCGGGGAGCCGUUGUUAGGUCUACGAGCAGUUCUGUGGUGGCCUUGGUAUGAGGCGGAGACGGAUUUCCAGCCGUUCCCUUAUAGAACAACCAGUAUGCUGCUCAGCUUGAUAAGUAUCUUACUCGUGUCACACGUCACAAAUGUCGCGUUCCGUGCUGGUUGGUUGCCAAGGCGAUAUGACGUACUCAACGGCAUUGUUUGGCAUUCAGAGAGUAAACCUAAAGAUGAACAGAGAUCGGUUGAGAUAGAAAAGCAUUUACUUCCGGACGAUACUAAGGAUAAUAUUGCUUUGGAGAUACUCCCCAGACAAAUGGUAGAGAUAAGUGAAGCUAGAAACGAUGAUACAUUUAUGUGA
Messenger RNA from Lingula anatina, 1887 nucleotides. RefSeq names its product high-affinity choline transporter 1-like. Lineage: Eukaryota; Metazoa; Brachiopoda; Lingulata; Lingulida; Lingulidae. Gene Ontology annotation, biological process: acetylcholine biosynthetic process; choline transport; transmembrane transport. Gene Ontology annotation, cellular component: plasma membrane. Gene Ontology annotation, molecular function: choline:sodium symporter activity. The record is from RefSeq and is a predicted model, not a curated record.